Molecule: messenger RNA, 978 nt
Organism: Vicia faba (fava bean)
Lineage: Eukaryota; Viridiplantae; Streptophyta; Magnoliopsida; Fabales; Fabaceae
Source: the annotation of a GenBank genome assembly
AUGAUCGAUCCCAUAACCACCGUUAUCACCAACGACGAUGAUGAUGAUGACAAAACAAAAUCAUCAAUUUCAAAACCACCUAGACCCAAACGAAGAAUAUGUUUCUCAUUCACAACAUACGCUAACAACCUAAUACACCGUCUCAAAUCCUCCAACGUUAUCAUCGAACAAGGACUCUCCGACACUGAAUUCUCAUUCCUCGAAUCAAAUCUCAACAUAACAUUUCCACCUGACCUUCGUGCAAUUCUCCAACAGGGUCUUCCCGUCUCUCCUGGUUUUCCAAACUGGCGUUCAUCGUCUCAUCAACAGCUCCAAAUUAUUCUCAACCUUCCAGUAUCUUCCAUUCUCCGUCGUGUUUCGGAUAACCGUUUUUGGCAUCCGUCGUGGGGUCCACUACCGGAGGAUCCGUUAGCUUCCGCGGAAAAGAUAUUGAACGGUGCACCGAGGCUAGUUCCUGUUUUUCGACAUUAUUAUAUAGUUUCGUCUCCUAAUGCUGUUGGGAAUCCGAUUUUUUACGUUGAUCGUGGUGGGGAUGUUCGUUUGGCGAGCUUUGAUGUUGUUGGGUUUUUUCGAGAUGCGGGGUUUUUGAACGGGGUUGAGGAAGUGGAGGAUCCGGUUUGGGCGGCGACGAAGACGAGAGAGGUUGAGGUUUGGUCGGAAGUGGCGAAUGGGAGAGGGGAGAGAGGGUGGAAGUGGUGGUGGGAUGAUCGGAGAGACAAAUUGGAGAGGUGUAUGAGUGGGGUGUUGCGGAAGUUGAGGGAAGGUGGGUGGAAAGAGGAAGAGAUACUCGAGAUGAUGAAUGAGGGUGAUGAAGAAAAGGAGAAGCGUGUGCAGCACGUGAGUGUUCUGGGGUUGCAGUUAUUGUGUGCGGGAUGGAGUAGAGAAGAUGUAGUGUACUCGCUUGGGGUUGAUUUUGAAAGAAGCCACCGGCCCGCCACUGCUGCCGCUGAUGUCGGUCUCAAGAUGAAUCAGCAUUGA